This is a messenger RNA of Parnassius apollo (apollo), 2376 nucleotides long. NCBI's taxonomy places the organism in Eukaryota, Metazoa, Arthropoda, Insecta, Lepidoptera, Papilionidae. The record is from the annotation of a GenBank genome assembly.
AUGGGUGAUAAAGAUGAUUAUUUGACGUGUUACCGAGUAUUUUUCGAGCAUUUUGCGGCUACUGUGAAUCCGGAGGAUCAACUACCUGUUAAUAUCGCUGGAUACACGAUCACCGAGGCUGAGUUACCGGGAGAAGUGAUCUAUUGGACCACCCAGUACCUGAGUGAAAAACAAUGCCCACCGACACUAAUGACGACGCUACGGCGGAUAAUCCUCGACGAGGUGCUAGCGGCAUCGACGAAACACCCCAAAGAGUUUGGGUUCGAUCCUGACGAAUCAGCCUACAUAGCCCUGCGGCUAAUGAAGGCAGUGAUGGCGCUCGUGAACGAUGUUUGUCUGCGGUACCUGGACAACUCGCAGUUGGACACGCUGCCGCCACCGGCGCCGGUGCAGCGCCACAUGCGCACCAUCUCCUCUGCCACCAAAAAUCUGCGUCGCGUCAUGGAGGACCGACACGUGGUUAUUGACGACCUGGAGGCCCUAUUUGGGAUUGAGACAACGGAGCCGACGAGUUUCUACGCGGUGUACGAUGGUCACGCGGGCUCCGCCGCGGCGACAUACUGCGCAGCGCACCUUCAUCAGUACCUAGUGGAGAGUCCGCACUUUCGCACUGACUUGCGUCGCGCCAUGCACGACGCUUUCCUCAAAACAGAUGCUGAAUUCGUGCGGAAAAGAUAUCAAGCGCGCGCGCGCGGCGGCAGCACGGCGGUGGCGGUGGCGGUGCGCGCGCGGCGGCUGCUGGCGGCCUGGGCCGGCGACUCACUGGCGCUGCUCGUCAAGCGCAUGCGCCUCAUGCAGCUCGUACACCCGCACAAGCCCGACAGGAAGGUGAGUGCCUGCUGCAGUAUGUGUGUGCUGCUGGGUGCCUGGGCCUGCGACUCGCUGGCACUGCUCAUCAAGCGCAUGUACCUCAUGCAGCUCGUACACCCGCACAAGCCCGACAGGAAGGUGAUUGCCUGCUGCAGUAUGUGUGUGCUGCUAGGUGCCUGGGCUUGCGACUCGCUAGCGCUGCUCGUCAAGCGCAUGCGCCUCAUGCAGCUCGUACACCCGCACAAGCCCGACAGAAAGGUGAGUGCCUGCUGUAGUAUGUGUGUGCUGCUGGGUGCCUGGGCUUGCGACUCGCUGGCGCUGCUCGUCAAGUGCAUGCGCCUCAUGCAGCUCGUACACCCGCACAAGCCCGACAGGAAGGUGACUGCCUACUGCAGUGUGUGUGUGCUGCUGGGUGCCUUAGCCUGCGACUCGCUGGCGCUGCUUGUCAAGCGCAUGCGCUUCAUGCAGCUCGUACACCCGCAUAAGCCCGACAGAAAGGUGAGUGCCUGUUGCAGUAUGUGUGUGCUGCUGGGUGCCUGGGCCUGCGACUCGCUGGCACUGCUCAUCAAGCGCAUGUACCUCAUGCAGCUCGUACACCCGCACAAGCCCGACAGGAAGGUGAUUGCCUGCUGCAGUAUGUGUGUGCUGCUAGGUGCCUGGGCUUGCGACUCGCUAGCGCUGCUCGUCAAGCGCAUGCGCCUCAUGCAGCUCGUACACCCGCACAAGCCCGACAGAAAGGUGAGUGCCUGCUGUAGUAUGUGUGUGCUGCUGGGUGCCUGGGCUUGCGACUCGCUGGCGCUGCUCGUCAAGCGCAUGCGCCUCAUGCAGCUCGUACACCCGCACAAGCCCGACAGGAAGUAUGUGUGUGCUGCUGGGUUCCUGGGCCUGCGACUCGCUGGCACUGCUCAUCAAGCGCAUGUACCUCAUGCAGCUCGUACACCCGCACAAGCCCGACAGGAAGGUGAUUGCCUGCAGCAGUAUGUGUGUGCUGCUAGGUGCCUAGGCUUGCGACUCGCUAGCGCUGCUCGUCAAGCGCAUGCGCCUCAUGCAGCUCGUACACCCGCACAAGCCCGACAGGAAGGUGAGUGCCUGCUGCAGUAUGUGUGUGCUGCUGGGUGCCUGGGCCUGCGACUCGCUGGCACUGCUCAUCAAGCGCAUGCGCCUCAUGCAGCUCGUACACCCGCACAAGCCCGAGAGGAAGGUGAGUGCCUGCUGCAGUAUGUGUUUGCUGUGCUGGGUGCCUGGGCGUGCGACUCGCUGGCGCUGCUCGUCAAGCGCAUGUGCCUAAUGCAGCUCGUACACCCACACAAGCCCGACAGGAAGGUGAUUGCCUGCUGCAGUAUGUGUGUGCUGCUGGGUGCCUGGGCUUGCGACUCGCUAGCGCUGCUCGUCAAGCGCAUGCGCCUCAUGCAGCUCGUACACCCGCACAAGCCCGACAGGAAGGUGAGUGCCUGCUGCAGUAUGUGUGUGCAGUUGGGUGCCUGGGCCUGCGACUCGCUGGCGCUGCUUGUCAAGCGCAUGCGCCUCAUGCAGCUCGUACACCCGCACAAACCCGACAGAAGUUGA